GCAUCAAAAAUGCCCAAAGCAACAGGGGAGCCUCUCUCCUCUCUCUCUCCCCCUCCCGUCUUUAUUUACCCUCCGAGACGAAACCCUAAUUUUUCAAAAUUCACCAUCCCCUAAAUGAAGCGCAUCGUCAGAAUCUCAGUCACCGACGCCGAAGCCACCGAUUCUUCCAGCGACGAAGAAACGGAGAAGCCCCGUGGAGCAGCAACAACAACAACAACCCGUGGGAAACGCCUCGUCAAGGAGAUCGUAAUCGACGAGGACAGCAACAAACUCGACGCCUGCUGCAGCAGCAGCAAGACGAGGUUCAAAAUCAGGAUCCCCGCGGAGUUUCUCAAGACGACGGCGGAAGGGAAGAAGAAGUUCCGCGGAGUGAGGCAGAGGCCGUGGGGGAAAUGGGCGGCGGAGAUCAGGUGCGGACGAGCUUUAAAAGGAAGGCGAGAUCGUCUCUGGCUUGGGACUUUCGACACGGCGGAAGAAGCUGCUCUCGCUUACGAUAACGCGGCUGUUCAGCUGAUUGGGCCUCACGCGCCUACCAAUUUCAGUUUCCCUGCGGAGAGUAGUCGUCAGGAGGUGAAGAUGGUGGCCGGAGCAUCUGCAGUUGCUCGAGUCGCGUGAAGUUGGGGGUUGUUUGUUUGUUAAAUUAGCAAUGAAGGGUGUGUCUUUAUCUCUCUCUAUUGUAAUGGGGCUAUGACUGUUUAGUGUAGUGAGGACUUUGUAAAUUAAUCUGUCUUGUUGUUGAAUCUCUUCAUGUUUGGUUUGGUCUGUCA
This is a messenger RNA of Raphanus sativus (radish), 767 nucleotides long. RefSeq names its product ethylene-responsive transcription factor ERF070. Gene Ontology annotation, molecular function: DNA binding; DNA-binding transcription factor activity. Lineage: Eukaryota; Viridiplantae; Streptophyta; Magnoliopsida; Brassicales; Brassicaceae. The coding region runs from base 115 to 615 and encodes 166 amino acids. The transcript has a single exon. Gene Ontology annotation, biological process: regulation of DNA-templated transcription. The record is from RefSeq and is a predicted model, not a curated record.